Molecule: messenger RNA, 1155 nt
Organism: Angiostrongylus costaricensis
Lineage: Eukaryota; Metazoa; Nematoda; Chromadorea; Rhabditida; Metastrongylidae
Source: the annotation of a GenBank genome assembly
AUGCAUCUAAGGGAUGACGACGAUGCCGGCCGGCGCAAUGUUAAUCCAGCCGAUACGCGCCAUCCUCUCCAUGUUCGGCAUAACGUUGCGAAAAGGUUCACACCAGGAGAUCCUUGUGUUGUUUGCGGUGAUGCGGCUUCUGGAAUUCAUUACGCGGUAGCGGCGUGCAAUGGCUGUAAGACGUUUUUCAGACGGGUUGUUCUUGAGAACCGAACAUACUCAUGUAAGAACAAUGGCGAUUGCAUUAUCGACAAGAACAUGCGCUGUUCAUGCCGACAUUGUCGUUUCAAAAAGUGCAUUAGGGUUGGAAUGGACCGAAGUGGUGGGUUAGGAGUCUUUCUUUGUAUUAGAUAUUUUUUGAACAGUGCCUUUAGUAACGAUGCGAUUUUCAGGUACCAGAUUCUGCUAUCAUCUUCUAUUAUGCCAAUUCAUACCACUCUACGAGAUGCACUUGGAGGUGGAUAUAAAGCUUUUGAUGAUGUUGAGAAGUAUGCUUCGAACCCGAUGCCUGUCGGAAUGUCCACGAAUUUCUCCUAUUGGCGUGCGAAAAUAUUGUCUGUUAUCGUUGAAUGGGCGAAAUCUUUCGAGAUGUUCAAUCGACUGGCACUUGACGAUCAGAUGCGACUCAUUGUCCACUCAUCGUUUUCCAAUCUCGUACUAGCAGAAGCGUUUAACACACCUGAAAAAUACACGGACCGAAUCGUCUUUCCUGAUGGUUUGAGUGGGUUUCGAAGUCCGUCCGCAAACACACUGAAAGAACGAAAUGGAUUGAUUCCAACCGUCGUGGCAGUUAUCAAUAACAUUCUGGUUCCUAUACGUCGGAUGAAAAUGACGAAGAUUGAAUAUUUGCUUCUUCAGGCAGUUAUAUUCUAUGAUCCUGAGUGUUUAUCGUUAUCUGAAACAGCCCAGCAAUUAAUAGCGGCUAAACGACGUCGUUUACUUGAUUCUUUGCGUCGCCACUUGGAUUCUAAAAUGAAAGAUUCCACGGAAAGUGCAACUCGAUUUGCGGAAAUCUUACUACGAAUCGGUAAUGUCCAGAAAGUUGCCGCCUUUAAGCGAGAGACGUUGUGCACGAUAGAAACGUUCAACUUGAUGCAACCUCAUCCGUUUACUAUGGAAAUCUCGAAGAAAUAUCCAGAUGUGUCGUUCUUCUAG